AUGUCGAGCGCAGAAGGCUCUAAAUUGCCGAAUGGAACAUGUCCACAGAGCACCAAGCCGUUUGAAAAGGUCUUGAUCGUGGGAGCCGGUCCGGCUGGCCUCUUACUCGCUAUACUUCUCGCCCGAAGUCAUAUCCCGUCGACAGUAUUAGAAUCAUGGGAUCGUGUGGAUGAAAGAUUGCGCGCAACACAAUACGGCGUUCCAGCGACGAGGGUAUUUCGACGAGCAGGUAUCCUUGAUGAUAUCCGGUCAGAAAGCAUCACGCACUUUCCGUACAUCUGCUGGCGUAGUGUCCGGACCGGUCAAUUUCUUACUGGAAUAGACCUGUCCGUGGUCAAAGCCGAUAAAGAUCGCAUGACGAUACUACCACUGAAUGAGAUUUUGCAAAUUAUGUUGCGACAUUGCCGAGAAAAAUAUUCUGAUUAUGUCACAUUGCUUUUCAACCACAAGGUUGUUAACAUCGAUCAGGACUCAAGGUCAGCAACAGCGGUGGUCGAGGUUGGCGGUCAAGACGGAGUCAAACGCACCGUGACAUUUGAGGCAUCUUACAUUAUUGGGUGUGAUGGUGGGCAGAGCACCGUUCGAAAAACGCUAUUCCAGAGGAAUUGGCCUGGUGAAACGUUUGAGAGUCGCCUGCUUGUUCAAAAUGUAUACUACAAAGGGUUUGCAGACAGUGGUUGGGAUGGUGGCAACUACAUGAUAGACGACGAAUUCUGGGGUCUCAUUGCCAAACGAGGCAAGGCCAAAGGGCCAGAGGGUGAGCUCUGGCGAGUUACAUAUGGCGAUUCGGCCGCCAAUCUAUCGGAAGAAGAAUAUCUGAAGCGCCGCGAACUCGCAUUCAAGAAGAUGCUUCCUGGACAUCCGGAUCCCAGUCAGUACAAGGUGAAGCAGACGGACCAAUUCCGCAUCCACAAUCGAUGCGUAGAAAAGAUGCGUGUCGGCCGAGUUUUCCUCGCGGGCGAUGCUGCUCAUGUCUGCAAUCCUUUUGGCGGAUACGGCUGUAUGGCUGCGGUUUUGGAUGUGGCGGGCCUCGCGGACUGUCUCAUCGGAUACUAUGAGGGCAAGGCCGAUGAGGACAUUCUUGACGCUUACGCGGAAAUCCGGCGAGAGAAGUUCCUUCAGUUUAUCGACCGGCGGUCUAGGAAAAACUUGAAUCGAAUCUCCAAGACAAACGCAGACACUGCGCUUGAGACGGACCCAUUUCUAGCAUUGCUGAAAGGCAUGGAAGGCAAUGCUGACGAGACGAAGAAAUUUCUACUGGUACGUAUUCCUCACCAGGAUGCCCUUUCCCCCAAGGGAUAUUAUCAAACAGCCUAA
Messenger RNA from Metarhizium robertsii ARSEF 23, 1317 nucleotides. Its product is annotated as monooxygenase. The transcript has 3 exons. The record is from RefSeq and is a predicted model, not a curated record. NCBI's taxonomy places the organism in Eukaryota, Fungi, Ascomycota, Sordariomycetes, Hypocreales, Clavicipitaceae. Gene Ontology annotation, molecular function: FAD binding. The coding region runs from base 1 to 1317 and encodes 438 amino acids.